UGACAGCAAACGGCGCAAUGAGAGACAGUUACAUAGAUUUUAACGACUGUAGGGAUUUUACGGUCCAAUCCUAGUGUAGAAACAAGGCGGGAUUUAGCGUUACCAAGGCAAGUCUGUGUGAAGUAUAAAGGGAAUAACAUGGUGUCCCAGUGGCUGUUUAUGUUUACUUAAAGAACGGAAGGGCGUUUUGUAAGACACAACGGAGUUUUCUUUAUAGUUACAGUUUUUUUGCACUUUAACUUUUUCAUGUUAAGAUUUACAAGGCCAGUGGCAUGUAAAUCUCAUAUUUCACUAAUGUGCCAGUCUUACAAAUGGAAAGGGGGCUUCACUUUGGAAACGUGAGCAUUUCCCUGGUGCUCCUGCUGUUGCUGAAAGCGCUCAUCGGAUUCGGGACUUCGCAAGCUCACGGCUCCGCCAUCGGGAGGGAGCCCCAGUCCGCCACCCGGGGCUCAGGUUCGACCACGGGGGAAGAUGGUGCAAGCGUCAUGGAGCGGGGCUUGGAGAACGUUGGCCCCCCGGUCAUUGUAGCAGACGUUACCGUUGAGGACGACGACAACGGUUCGGCGGGGGAAACCGACGACUCAUAUGGAGAAAGUAAAGGAAACGUCCAACCGACAAGGUCCCUUGUGAUCAUCAGUACCCUGGAUGGACGGAUCUCGGCUCUGGAUCCUCACAACCAGGGCAGGAAGCAGUGGGACCUGGAUGUGGGCUCAGGGUGCCUGGUGUCAUCCAGUCUCAGCAAACCUGAGGUGUUUGGCAAUAAGAUGGUAAUCCCUUCACUGGACGGUGCCUUGUUCACGUGGAACCGGGACAGGGAGACUAUGGAGGCAGUGCCUUUCAGUGUGGAGUCCCUGCUAGAUUCGUCUUACCGAAUCGGGGAUGACACUGUCCUGGUUGGGGGCAAAUCUCUUACCACCUAUGGUCUGGGGGCCUACAGUGGCAAGCUUCGGUACAUCUGCUCUGCAAUGGGCUGUCGCCGGGGAGAUGAGGAGAUAGAGGCCGAAGAUGUGCUCCUGCUACAGAGGACUCAGAAGACUGUGCGGGCCAUCAGGCCCCGAUCAGGGAUAGAGAACUGGAACUUCAGUGUUGGAAACUUUGAGCUGAAGCUACUAACUGAGACGCAGUCUGGAAUGAACUUCCUGGAGGGGGAAGGUGCCAAUGGCGACGCCUGGAGGGAGAGUCAGCGGGUCAUCACUGAUGAACCAAAAGAGAGGGUGCAGACGGAGAAGCAGCAGAGCCAGAAUCUGGACCUCGUCAUCAAAGUGUCUGUUCCAGAUUGGAAGAUCAUGGCCUUCAGCACGGAGCCUGAUGGACAGCUGAUCUGGGAACGACAUUUCUGCACGCCCAUCGCGUCGGCUUGGCUGGUGGGCGGGGGUAAAGUCACACCCAUCGCCUUGUUCGACGACAACGCCUACAGCAACCAGUCGGAAAUGGAUGAGGAGGAUGACGAUGACGAUUCGAAGAAGGCCAGAGGAGCUGAAGCGUCCAAUGUUUACCUUGGAAUGUUCCAGGGACAGCUCUACCUCCAGUCCUCAGUGAGGAUAAGUGAAAAGUUCCCCAGCAAAGCCAUCGGAUCAGAAGACGACAUCAUUCCACUGCCCACAGUCAAGUGGAAGCCUCUAGUCCAUUCCCCAUCUCGGACACCAGCCCUGGUCGGCUCGGACGAAUUUGACAAGUGUUUGAAUAAUGACAAGUUCUCCCACGACGAAUACAGCAACGGAGCCCUAUCCAUCCUUCAGUAUCCAUAUGACAACGGCUACUACUUCCCCUACAGCAAGCGUUACCGGGAGAAACGCAACAGCGCCGUAAGCUUGAUAAAGGGAAACGGGGCAGGAGCAGAGAGUCGCAGGAGAAAGGACCCUGUGCUGCUGCUGCCCUGGUGGAAGGAGAUCCUCGGCACCAUCAUCUUCUGCAUCGCCGCCACCACCUACAUCGUCCGCAAAUUCUUCCACCCUCCCGCCCCGGUGGCCUAUGUGAGGCAACGUAAAGAGUCGGAGACACAGUGCCAGACAGACUCCAAGUUUGACCUUGAGGUUGUGGAAUCCAAAGAGCCGGUUGCCAUGGAGACCCGUUUCAGCGAAUAUGUGUCCAGGUACCUGACUGACUUUGAGCCAGUGCAGUGCCUUGGCCGCGGGGGCUUCGGCGUCGUCUUUGAAGCCCGCAACAAAGUGGACGACUGCCACUACGCCAUCAAAAGAAUCCGUCUGCCCAACAGAGAGCUGGCGCGUGAGAAGGUGAUGCGAGAGGUGAAGGCCCUGGCCAAGCUGGAACAUCCAGGAAUUAUCCGCUACUUCAACGCCUGGCAGGAGAGCCCCCCCGAGGGCUGGCAGGAGGAGAUGGACCAGAGGUGGCUGAAAGACGCCAGUACCACAGACUGGCCAAUGAGCUUCCUCGACCACAUGGAGGCGCUGUCAGUCAAAGUUCCAGUGUCCAGCUCCGUGUCCCCUGCCUCUGGGCCCGGAGGAGACGUCCUGGAGGCCUCCGUGGACGCCCGUGCGCUGCUCUUCAGCAGUGCCGGUAGCGCUGUAGGUUUUGACGACGGAGACCUGUCCUUCCACCCGCUGCUGGGCCACGACAGCCUGAUGUCUGAGAGGGACAGCCAGGCGGACCCCGACGCCUCCGACACCCCCCACUCCUUUGAGCUGUGUCCUCCGCGCGGCCCCAGCGACCGCACCUCUUCUUCCUUUGACAUCGUGUUCGAGGACUCGGGCUGCGACCGAGACGCCGACGCAGACACAGACUCGGUUUCUGGCGCUGCCAGUCCCAGCACGCUGACGGAGAAGAACAGCUCGUCUUCCUCGCACACUAGACAUCAGGAAUCUGUCCCGCCCUCCUCUUCCUCUCCCCCCCGGCCGACCUCCCUCACCCUGGCUCUCCCCCCAACUCCCUUAACCCAGCGAGUCCAGCCCUCUCCCAAGGUGUACCUGUACAUCCAGAUGCAGCUCUGUCGGAAAGAGAACCUGAAGGACUGGAUGGCUCAGCGCUGCCUCCCGGAGCAGAGGGAGCACAACCAGUGUCUAGAUAUCUUCCUCCAGAUUGCAGAGGCCGUUGACUUCCUGCACAGCAAGGGGCUCAUGCACAGGGACCUCAAGCCCUCCAACAUAUUCUUCACCAUGGAUGACGUGGUGAAGGUGGGAGACUUCGGCCUGGUGACGGCCAUGGACCAGGAGGAGGACGAGGACGAGCCGAGCGCCCUGACGCCCGCCCCGCUGCUGACCCGCCACACGGGCCAGGUCGGCACCAAGCUCUACAUGAGCCCGGAGCAGCUCUCUGGAAACUCGUACUCUCACAAAGUGGACAUCUACUCUCUGGGUCUGAUCCUGUUUGAGCUGCUGUAUCCGUUCAGGACCCAGAUGGAGAGAGUGAGGACGCUGACAGAGGUGAGAGCGCUGCGGAUCCCAGAGGUUUUCUCCAAGAACAAUGUUCAGGAGCUGAGUAUGGUGCGGAGCAUGCUGUCGUGGAGCCCCAGCGAGCGUCCCGAGGCGGUGGAGAUCACAGGGACCCCCCUCUUCCAGGAGCUGGAGCUGCCUUGCCGACUGGCCGUGAGGCAGCGCUCCCGCACCUACAGCGCCUCGUCCAUGGGCCGACCCUCACGCCAGACAUCCGCUACCUGAAAGUCCUACAACACCAUAUGUAACCCCCAUCUUCCCUUUCACCCCCCACCCCCACCCCCGGUGUUCUGCUGUCCAAGAG
Etheostoma cragini (Arkansas darter) is the source of this 3693-nucleotide messenger RNA. It is a transcript of the gene eif2ak3, whose product is annotated as eukaryotic translation initiation factor 2-alpha kinase 3. Gene Ontology annotation, molecular function: ATP binding; protein kinase activity; protein binding. Gene Ontology annotation, biological process: protein phosphorylation. The record is from RefSeq and is a predicted model, not a curated record. The coding region runs from base 312 to 3614 and encodes 1100 amino acids. The transcript is spliced from 18 exons. Lineage: Eukaryota; Metazoa; Chordata; Actinopteri; Perciformes; Percidae.